AUGCUAGCAUACCCCUACGACUACGCAUUGUUCCACCCAGGCUACUUCUGCAGCACCUGUCGCCAUGCGAAACCCGCGAGGUCGAAACACUGUUCACUCUGUCGGGCCUGUAUCCAACGCCACGACCACCACUGUAUCUGGAUCAACAACUGUGUCGGAAGGAACAAUUACCUGUGGUUUUGUCUGUUGUUGGCCAGCAUUGCGGUCCUGCUCGCUUAUGGAGCGAUAUUGGGUUAUGUGCUGCUUGAUGCUGAAUUACAACAAAAGUUUGUUCCCGCGGAAUUGACGAGGGGAAGUGUCACGGCCAAACGAUGGAGUACGACCUUGACUUGGGCCGAGUUUGGGCACUGUUGGGCUUGGGUGAUUUCCAAGGAGUGGCGGGUUGGUGCGGUGACCAUGUUGAUGGCCAUGUCGUGGCCGCUGGCGUUGGCGUUUUUGAUGUAUCAUGGGUACCUGCUCUGGGCCGGCAUGACGACUAAUGAGAGUGCAAAGUGGCAGGAGUGGAAGGAGGAUAUUAAUGAUGGAGUGGUGUAUAGAGCGGAAAUGUGGAGGAUUAGAGAAACGUACCCGCCCCUGCCGGAGGAUGUUGAGCCGAGGGAGGAGGAUGUUAUGUGGCCAAAGGGGGUGAGGGCGAGGUGGUGGUUGAUUAGGACGAGGGAUGGGAGACCGCCUUUGAAGAAGGUGAAGGUGAAGGAGGGAGAGGAUCGCGAGGAACCUGAUGAACGAUGGGUUCGUGUCAGGUCCAUCGCGGACGUUGAGAAUGUUUAUGAUUUGGGGUUUUGGGAUAAUUUGGUCGAUGGGCUGUUUAACAGGGGGUGA
Exophiala dermatitidis NIH/UT8656 is the source of this 819-nucleotide messenger RNA. RefSeq names its product palmitoyltransferase. NCBI's taxonomy places the organism in Eukaryota, Fungi, Ascomycota, Eurotiomycetes, Chaetothyriales, Herpotrichiellaceae. Bases 1 to 819 code for a protein of 272 amino acids. Gene Ontology annotation, biological process: peptidyl-L-cysteine S-palmitoylation; protein targeting to membrane. The transcript has a single exon. The record is from RefSeq and is a predicted model, not a curated record. Gene Ontology annotation, cellular component: endoplasmic reticulum; Golgi apparatus. Gene Ontology annotation, molecular function: protein-cysteine S-palmitoyltransferase activity.